AUGGCAACAGGAAAUCGAAAAUCGUACAAAUACACGUUGUCGUCAAAUGACGGACUCAUGUCGCCGGAACUGAGAGACUUUUACGAAAAAAACGGAUUCCUCGUCAUCAGACGUUUAUUUAACCAAACGCUUUUGGACCAAUUCAAGUAAGUCUACAAUAUUAAUGAUAAACUUUUUUAUGGAAUUUUUAUUAUCGUAAAAUGAAAAUUUAAAAUAUUUCAUUUUCUCCUCAUACAGACAAAGAUUCGUCGAUAUAUGCGACGGUAAAGUGAGCCGUGGGGGAAUAACCGUAAUGAGGGACAUAUCGUCGAUCGUCGAGAAAGGGCGCGAAUUCGUCUCUAAAGAGCAAAUUGUUAAUAAGAUUCAAGACAUACUGUGGGACGAAGUUUUCGAACGAUACUUCCUACACCCGAAGGUAUAAUUGUUAUUUUUGGUUCUUUUGAACGAUCGCUGCAAAUACUAUUUAAAACAUAUUAUUAAUCGUUAAUCGUUAUGUUUUUCGGUAAUCUCUGAAAAAUGUAUUCAAAUGCUAUAGAUAUUACAUAUUAAACAAGGUCAAAUCAUACAGUAAUGGUAAACCUGAAGCUCGUUUAAUAGGAAGGGUGAACUUAAAUCAUAAUAGGUAUAUUGAAAACUAAUAUCAAAAGGGUACUGCAGUAUGUUCAAAAACGUUACAUUAAAACAUAAACACCACUGAGCCACUCUUCCUCUCCAUUUAUGUUGGUACCAAUAUAUAAUUCGAGUUUUAAUCCAAGGGAUUAAUCAUCAAGUCACGCUCUAACACAAAUUCACAAAUACUAACCAGGGAGUUACAAGGGUUUCCAGACCCAACCCUCUCGGAAUUAUUUUUUUCAAAAGUCGAACAUUAAAAUACCCCCGUACUAAAAUACGUGAGUACUAUUUUUAUUUAAACAGUAGACGUAAUUUCUAUUUUAUUGUAAACGUAUCGAUAUAACUUGUAUGCCAUAUUUUUUUUUUUAAAAAUUUCGUGUUUUUAUACUUUCAGGAUAGGAAUUAUAUACACGUAGGUUUAAUAUUACGGUACUUGCGGCAACAUUAUAUUUUCUGAAAGGUAAUUUAUUAAAAACGUUUAACGAUAUUAAUCAUAUCGUCGUCGUCGUUUUUUGUUAUUAUCGGCGUCGUUAUUAUUACCUAUUAUUUAUCGGUAAGGUUAAAAUCCGUCAAACUAGAGUAUACCACACCGUUUGUCUGGCUUUUAGGCUGUUUUACUAAAUUUUUUUUCUGUCUGUCCGCGAGAUCCGCACCCAUUUUUUAUUAUUUUUCUUUUUUUUUUUUUGUUUAUAUAAGCGGUCCAUGUUCAGAAUAACAAAUAAUAUAUUGUUAAAAUUUAUAGCGUCAAUUUUCGUGACCAUAAUAUUAUAAUAAUAACCGAAAACCGCGAUUCGGGGCGUUCUCGCAAUCGAUAGCAUAUAAGCAUUUUUAUGUAUGUUGUUAAAAAAUUUCCUGAUGUCAAGUUCCACACUGCUCGUGAUUCAUAAGCGAUUUUUAUUUUGAAAAGCUAUUUUAGAUUCUGAGUGGAACGAGGAAUAUAUUGGUUUUGCAAUGAUGUUUGUUAUUUUUUUUUCUGUAGACAACUUUCCUACCAACAAUUUUACUCCGAUUUUCAUAUAUAUAUCACUUUUUUUGAAAGGAAAUCUACCUUGAGUGAUACUUUCGGGAGGUCAUUGAUUUUCCCAGUUGUUUUCAUAAUAAACGGGAAAAACGUAAAUUAAAAAUUUACGAAAUGUAUUAUUUUUAAAUCUGCCCAAUCUUCUUAUCUACAAUAGUGGCCCACCGUCGUACGAAGCAUAUCUGUUUUUCUUAUACAGUCCUACUUAUUAUAUUUAACUUGCGUCUACCAUCCUAUGUUAUUUUACUAGUAAGGCAACUGUAGCUUUGUUUAUAUUUGGCCAGUUUUCAUCUAAUUUGCUACACGAAAUUAUUUUGGUCCAUUUUAUUUACUUAUCAGGCACAAUUCUAUUGUUGAAAACGUUGUAAUAAUUCUAGAUUUUUCAUUUUUUUUUUUUUUUUUCAUUUAAGGUGUGCGAAAAUUCGCAAAAACCAUUUCUGCUGUCUGAACCUUAAUAAAAAUUAUAGGUGUCGGAUUGUAAACAUUUAUCGUGAUCUUUCCAAAAAAGAAAUAAUAAAUAAAACAUAAUAAGACGCGUAAAAAUGAGAUAAACUCAUAGCACUAUCGCUGUAAACCAACAAAAAUACAAAGCAUUCAUUCGAUAAAUAUUACAAACGAUACAUUUUUUAUUACCUAAUGUGAGUAUAGGUACUAUAAAAUCAAUUUGUUUUCGAGAAAGUACAAAAUCGACAUAAUAUAACACGUUCCAGUUUAAUACAAGUUUUGAUUUUAAAUAAUUUACAUCGGUAAAGAGAGUUUUGUAUUAUUCGAUAGGUACUUACGAAGUUUUAUAAUAUCUGAAAUUGUACUUUACGCUAUUUUCUAUAACGGCAACAGAAAAGCGAAAAUAAUACUAAAAGAGUAAUUAUUACCUAUAAUAAAAAUUUAAAAAAAGGUCUCAUAGUCGCGUAAAAACGCGUAAGUACGCAAAGUGUAUAGUAUUAAUACGAAAAUGUAUUAUAAUGUGCUUUUUUUUUACUGUCAUCUACAGUUAUAAAACUUUUACCACUCUCGAUGGUGUAAAAUUUAAAUGGGUACCCUCUAAAAUAUCAUUUUCUGUCAACGGCAAAAUAAUAAUAAUAUAAUGUCUUUCGAUUAAACCGCUUCUGUGUCCUUGUGUCAAGUCUUAGCUCACCUAACUAUACUCCUAAACGUAAUUUAAAAAUGAUAAUUAAAGCGAAUAAAUUAAGGGUGGAAAAUAACAAAACGCCCCUUUUCCUCGAAGCGAUUCGUGAGUAGAUGAUAUUUUAAAAUAUUAGACGAGUGACGUUAUAAACUUCAAUAAACAUAACAAAUGUUUAAUAUUUUUUUAGUUUUUUUAGUCGGACGAAAAAAUAAAAAAUUAAUACUUACUCAGUUCAGAAUUUUUUUUUUAAUUUGUAAUAAAUUGCCCUGCAAUAUAUAUCCUACUUUCCCAACUACCCAAAAACAACUAAAAUAGCUUAUACGUCGGCAGUAUCAUUUCCCCCCCCUCCCGAAUAUACGAGUAAACAAAAUAUUAUCGUCUUUGAUUUGUCAUUCGAAAAACUUUCUUGUCCAACUUUCCCGCCGCAUAAUUUCGUCACCCAAGGGAACAGCUGUCUCAAGUUUUACAAUGAUGUACGAUGACAAUAUAGGUUUUUUCUAUUUUUCUAAGAUACAAACACUCAAAUAAUAUUAUCCAUCAGUUAUCAAUAGUCGCCUAAGAAUAAUAAUAAUAACUAAUUGAAAACUACAUUGACAGUACGUUGUGCUUCGGAAAGUUAAUUUUUCUAAUGUUUAACCUCCUUGUAUAACUGCAAAGAAAAGUAAUUGGAAAAAAAAAUCUAAGAAAAGGUUUAAAUUUUACUCACGAAUCCAUUAUGUUCCUCUUAAGUUUUUUUUAACAAUAAUCUAAUAGUACCCUGCGCUAAAACAACAUUCGGUCCGAUUUUUUGAACUCAGUUCUUUUUUUCUGGGUUUUAACUUCUGAGAAUAACGAAAAAUUUUUAAAAAAAUUUGUUUUAUUCUCAUGAAAAAUACUUUUUCGAUUUACAAAAAAGAUUCGACUUAUAUAUUCAGAACCUUCUCCCCAUAACAUGCUCAACCCAUCUUAGCCUACUUUCUCUCAUUUUUUCUACUAUCGAAACCACGUCUAAUAAACCUCUUAUGUGCCCAUUCCUUAUACUAUCUUCUUUUGUCGGUUCACUCGUCCAUUUAAGCACUGUCAUCUCUGCUACAUUCUCCCAUUCUAUUUUUGUGUCUACCGCCCAACAAUCUGAACCAUACAACAUAGUCAAUCUUACCACAUUGUAGAACUUAACUUUAAGUCUCAUUGAAAUUCUCUUGUCGUAUAAAACACAAAACACCUCCCCACUUUAUCUAACUAAACGUAAUACUAUGUUUCACAUUCUCAGAAAAGCCACCGUUCUCUUAUACAAAAUAUCCUAGGUGCUUAAAACUUUCAACCUCGCCUAUUAUGUCAUCGCUUAUUGUCGUAAGCUGUAUUGUCUUAUUCCUCCACUUAAACUCUAUGUACUAUAUUUUACUUCUACUUAUUCUUAGUCCCUUUCCUUCAAAUUUUACUCUCCAUUUUUAAAAGCAUUUCGUUAACUUAUUUUAAAUUUUCUUCUAUCAAAGCUUUUGUCGUCUCUUAUGACUGGUAGAGGUGUCGUGGGAGUAUUCUGAUCCUCUGGUAGUAAAAUAUGCAUUAAAAUUCUAAGAAUACAAACCUGAAAAAUGUAAUUCUAUAUAAUUCUACAAAAAAAAAAAUAUAUGAGGACAAACGUUGCAUACAAGGUGGGAAAUCGAUUGAAAUGAAAGUUUAGAACGAAGGUGGCCAAUCCCAAAUAAUUGGAAUGAAGAUGAAGGAAAAGAAGAAAGUCGUGAGUUUAAUUCACGUUUCGAAUAGAAUAUUUUAUCUUAUUUUAUUAUAUUUUCUACGGGCAAUGCCUAAAUUGACAAAAAAUACAGUAAUAUAUUUCAUUAUUAUAUUAUAUUAUUCAUCUCUAAUUUAAAUUCAACAUUUAUUUUCGGCUUCUACCAUCUAAUAUUUAAUUAUAAUAACACAUCUUAUAUGUUUGUAUAAUGUAUAAUAUAAUUAUAUAAUUAUAUUACCAGUAGCAAGUGGGUUUUGAGAGUUCAAACGCCUCCAAAAUAUAAACUUCCCUUAAAUUUUUAAAUAAAAAUAAACUUAGGCACCUACAAUAUGUAACACAAAUGUCAUAUGUGAUAGAUACGUUUUACAAAACCAUCCUCUGACAUGUUUUCCCACGUUCAUCCCUGAUAAGUACGUAAUUUUCGUAAAACUAUAGUUUUUUUUCAUUCUUUUAUCAGUUACUCGAUUACGUACAAUGUUUUACGGGUAACAAUAUAAUGGCAAUGCAUUCGAUGUUGAUCAACAAACCUCCGGAUACAGGAUCAAUGAGUUCAAGACAUCCAAUGCACCAGGUUUGUAAAAACUAUUACUUUUAUUUUUGCAUUAAAUUUAUAAAUAUCUGACGUAUUUUGUAUAGUAUAUUAUGUCAUAUUCGUCAUUUGGUGACAUUUUUCAUUUCGUUUCACAACUUGAAAAUAACCUACUUAGCUUUUGAAAAUAAAAUACUAAUAAAAAAAUUUAUGAUCCAGUUUUUGACAGUAAAUUAAACAAAUAGUACAUUAAAAAAAAUACAGAGUUAACAGAAAUUAUUAAGUCUCAUUGUUAACAACCUAAAUUAGUGACUCCUGUGGUUUGAGGUCAUGCGAUUUGAGAAAAGCAGAAACUCCAAGUUUCAGCAAAAAACCAGAGGAUAGACCAAAAAAAAUAUGGUUAGAUGGGGUGAGAAAAUAUUUUAAAAUAUCAGAAUUGACGAAUUAAGAAGAUAGAAUCCAGUACCAUCCUGGACCGGUCCGAUUGUAGAACAGCGACGGUUGUAAUUGAAAUUAUUACAGCCAGAGAAGAAAAGUAAAAAUUAUCUAGGGUCCUAGACUAGAUUUUCGUCGAGUUAAAAUAAAAAUGUAUAGCCAAUAAUUUUGUUUUUUAUUUCUUUUUUUUUACUUUUUGAGUCUAACUCUAUGUACGUCAGAAAUAAUAAUAUAUCGUAUAGUAUAGAAACGACUAUUUCUUUCAUUUAUCGACUAAAAACGGAAUUGACCCGACUUAAAAAAAUAUAUAUGAUGAAAAUAUAAUUACUAACGGAUACUUUGACGUUCAAAAUUGCUACAACUUAUUUACGAACAAUAAAAACAUUUAACCACGUAUAGAGUGUACCUAACUUGCAUACCAACUUCUAAAAUGUUAAAAUUUGCAUGCAUUUAUGCACUAAAACAAGCAUAAUAUGCUUAAAAAAUAAAAAUAACAUUCAAAUACAUUAAGUUCACAACCCUGGUUAUUAGAAAUGGUGGAUUAUUAUUAUACUUAUACAACAUUACUAUACUUAGAGUUUUCCAUUUUUUUCAUUGCCUAUACUCUCGAAAUUCAAUAUUAUUAUACAAUGUUUUUAUCUUCGUGAUAAACAAAUAGCGUCCAUCGCCGCGAUCGCAAACUAAACUAAAAUAUUUAAGAGAUUUCUUAUAACUUAUAAGUUAUAAGAUUUAUCAAUUAUCGGCGAAAAAAUUUAACAAAAAUAGUGUUAGAUUUGAAAUAUAGCAAUAAAGAUUAAAGCUCCCACACGACUUAUGUACUUGGUGAGCACAGUAAUCGCUAUUUAACGCAUUAUUAGUGACAACUGAUGAGAAACCACGAUUGAAAAUAACCGUUAAAAUUUAUGACACCCUGUACACCCAAAACUGUAUCUACAAGCAGGUUUCCAUUGUUCACGAUUUUAUGCGCAAACGAGUAGUAAAUUUAAAAAAUAUAUUAAUAUGUGCGCAAACGAGUCUCCACCGUUCAAAAUGCACGAAGUUGAAACGUAUUGGAGUCGUAAUGACGGAAACAAUAUAGCAGAAAUAUAUAGUAUUUUAUAGUUAAUGCGUUUUAACGAGACUUUAUAACAAAUAAGUAUUUCGUUUCAAAUGAAAACGAAUAUUUGUUUUUACUCUCGUUCGUUCAACAUUUCAAAUAAUGAGAGACAAGAAACGAGAGUUGCAGCAGUAUAGGACAUAACUGCAGGAUUUGGGACGAAAAGGUCGGAAAACUUUAUGUAGGAAUCCCUUGUUUUAAAAUAAUAUGUUUUAUAAAUAUUUAGGACUUUAGAAAGAUAAUUUUCACUCGCAGAAUUAUACAGAGCAAUCGACAUAAUGUCAGACACUCUGAAAGUAUUAACUUUCGUUAGUUUAUUUUUAGUAAAAUUAAGAAACUACCAUCCUAAAAAUGUUAAAUUACAUUAUGUCACCCUUAUUUUUGGAGGUGAUACCACUGGCCCCAUUUUAUUUUCAAGUAGCAAUCUAUAUAGAAAUUCCACAAAUCGGUAGUUAUAGUUUAAAUUAGAGAUCUUAAUAAAAUACGUGUUUUAUUUCACACGUAUAUUCGUGUCACAGUUACACGGAUAUUUAUGUUGCAUAAUAACGCAUUUCACGUGGCACAUGAAUUCCGUAAUUUAAGUUCACGUGAAUUUACAAAAUACGUAUAUUCCGUGAUCUGUAUUCACGUAAUUAUUAAGUUUCAUUAUAUUCGAUUUUGAUUUUAUACUAAAAAUUUUGUUCCAACCAAAAAGUGACUAAAGAGCUUUUUUAUAGCAUUCUAAAUCUAGUUGGUACAUUGCGGAAGUCAAUAUAAUAGCCAUUAUACGUAUAUAUAUUAUAAAUAUAUAUUAUAUUAUAUAUAUACCUAUACCAGUGCCGUGUAGCACAAUCGGCACCCGAUGCUAAGAAUCGGUUUUAGCGCCCCCACCUCUUCUACAAAAUAUUUGUAUACCUAUAAAGAAACUGCAUAAGAUUAAAGGAGAAGGGAUCGUAAAUAUGUAUAUACAGAGCGUCCCACAAUUAUAUACAUUAUACCUAUUAUAAUAUCUCCAGAGAUAAUAAAAAUAAUCAAAUUCUGGUUUUUUUUUUUUGUAUAUUAUUCACUGAAAUAACGACUACUUUUAUUUAUAUUGCAAUUGAUUUUUCAUGUUUUGGUAAAAAAUUUAAGAAAAUAACUUUCUAGUGUAUUAUUGUUAAACAAAUUUGAUGAUAGACAUUUUAUAGGGUUUAUUAUUAUUAUAAACAUUUUGAUAUAUCAAUUUUUUGUCUGCAUUCGCUUUUCAAUAGCUGCAUCCACCUAUGAAGCAUGCCCGUCUUUUUUAAUUUAAUUAUCAUAAUGAUAAUUAUCAACAAAAUCAUAAUAAUCAACAUUCAAACAACAAUAAUCGUAGUCAUAUUCACAAGAAUUAUAAUAGGUUAAAAUAAUUAUAAUAAUAAUAAUCAUCAUCUUAAUAGUAACAAUAUUCACGAAUAACAAUAAUGAUUACAUAAAUACGUGUAUUAAUGCGCAUUUUAUUAAUAUUUAUGAACAAUAAUAACAAUUGACAUAUUAACAACGAUCAAUAAUAAUAAUCAUCAUCAAUGAAUUUCAUAAUAAGCAUUUUAGUAAAAUAAUCAAAUCAAUAAUAAUCAUCAAUAAUAUUAAUCAACAAUAAUAAUCAUCAGCACACUUAUAACAACUAUCAAUAAUAAUAAUGAUCCUCAACAAAUAUUAUAGUCAGCAUUUUAAUAAGAAUAAUCAUUAAUAAUAAAUAAUACAAUACAAUUGUUAUUAUUUAAUAAUAAUAAUUUAUUAUUGGUGAUUAUUAUUAUUUAAAUGAUCAUCGUUCUCAUUGUUACCUAUUAUGCUUCUUAUUAAAAUGGUGAUUAUGAUUAUGAUUAUAGUUAAUUAUUUUGUUAAAAUGCUAAUUAUGAUAUCUGUUAAUCAUCAACAAUUGUGUUGUAUUAUUUAUUAUUAAUGAUUAUUCUUAUUAAAAUGCUGACUAUAAUAUUUGUUGAGGAUCAUUAUUAUUAUUGAUAGUUGUUAUAAGUGUGCUGAUGAUUAUUAUGAUGUUGAUUUGAUUAUGAUUUUUAAAGGGCUCAUUAUUAUUAUAUUUAUGCUAAUUUGUAUUAACCUUAUUAAAAUUAUGACUAUGAUUAUUUUUAGUUAUUUCAUUAAAAUGCUGAUUAUAUUUGUUAAUGAUAAUUAUUAUUAUUAUCGAUGGUUGUUAAUAGUAUGCCGAUUGCUAACCGCUAAGAUAUAACCGCUAAAAGAGUAAAAUAGGGACUUUUCUCCUGCGAAAACAUGGUGAAUUGCAUAUUAAAAUUCAAUCUAACUUUUAUCACUUCGAUCCGUCGGUAAAAUAACUCUUAUUCCUGAGUUCGGAAUCGUUUGAUCCAGAGGGAGCCUAAAUGUACAAAAGUAACGGGGAAAUUGUUGUAAUAUGGAGUAAAAAUAUUUGUAUUCCACGCUAUGUAUACUACAAAAUCGAAAAAGUUCUACCUCGUAUUUUUUUCUUCAAGAACAAAUUUACGAUUGUCGUUUAAGAUUGUUUGGGUUCAGACGUUCUAUUUCCUUGAGUGUUUUCGAAAAUGAACUAAAUCCUGAGUAUACAAGUAUGACUAUAUAGUCAUUUUUAUCAAGUUUGUAAACGAAAACUACAAUUAAAUAAUUAAAUCGUAACGUCCGUAACCGUUUAACGAAAAAUACAACAUUUUAUGAAAAUGCGUUUUUCGAAAUUAGUCGAAAAGUUUUGUCCCGCGACUACAAUACAUAAUAAAAAUACAAACAUUUCAAUUGAACGCGAUUUGUUUGGAUUUUGUAAACGGAACUUGGACGGAACUUUUCUAGCACGAGAAAAUAAUAAUAUACUUUUAUGUUUUGCUACACGGACGACAACUACAGUUAAUAAAUAAUAAAUCGUGUUUGAGUUUGUUAUUAUGUAUUAUAGUUUUGAAUAUGACAACACAAUUAUUCCAAAAUUAUCAGUAGUCUAUUAUGCCAGUUCGGGAGAGGGAGUGAAGUUAUGGAUGAUAUAUAACUGUGUAGAUAGAUGGAUGUGAUAGGGGUGAUGGGGUGAAAAUAGUCAUACAAUGGGAUUAAAGGUGAAAGUCGUGGUGAAAAAGAUGAUGAAAGUGUGAAAAAGCGAGGAUGGAUCUGUGUUUUUACGUUCAUUCAGUCUACUGCCAAAAUGAACACAUCAGUAUUAAUCAAAUUGAGACAAAGCAUAUUAUUAUGGGCUAUGACAGGUAAGUCCCGACUUCUUAUCAUUUAUUUUUUAUCAAUAUUGCUUAUCUUUUAUUAAUUAUAUCGCCUUUAAACUAUUACAGUUAGUUAUACCUAAUAAUAAUAUACGUGUGUAUAAUCUAUACAUAUUUCCAAUCAUUUUAGUGCAAUUGUAUUUUAACAAUAAUAUUAAUUAUGCCCGUUAUGGGCAGUAUUCAUUUUUUCUCCAAAUUUAAAAUGUAUAACUUUUAGACCUCACAACAGUAUUUUUUCCAGGGCCUUCCGGAAUACCCGGCGGUAUUUAUACGUACAGGUAUAUUAGUGGUGCUAAUCUUAAAAACAAUAAUUGUAACAGUACAUUAUACAUACGCAUUUUAGGUUAAAAUUUUGACCAAAAUCGUAAAAACCAUGGCAUUUCAACCAAACUUCCCUUAAAAUCAUAGUUCGUCAGCGGUGAUUUACCGUUUAGUGUACAGAUAUAAAUUAAAUAACUUUAUGUAUUCUACCUACAACAGGGGAACCCGUAAGCAGUAUUAGCUAUUUUUAUUUCUGUUUAACAGGAUUUACAUUAUUUUGCUUUUCGUCCGGCGGACAAGAUCGUGGCCACGUGGACGGCAAUGCAAACCGUCACUGAAGCCAACGGAUGUCUGUUUGUCUUGCCAGGUUCACACGUGGACCCGGGCAAACUACUGCCACACGAAUAUCCACAAUGGAAAGUAAGAUCAUUGCCAACGCGUGUUCAUCUAAUAGCAUAUUUAUGAAAAUGAAGUCUUGAGGAAUAGAUCCCAUUCUUGUACUUGACUCAUUUUUUUUUUUUUAACAGAAGCAUUUAAACGAAAUUAAUAUAUUGAAUUUAUAGACGUUUAUUCACCUGUAAUCGACCAACAUUCUAGAUCGAUCGAAUUAAAUACCUAUGUAAACAUUAAAAUUUAUUACAGAAAACAUAAUUCUCAAACUCAGGAGUGAGGACUUCAGGCACUACUUAAGGUUUUCAAUAAAAAAUCCUAUUAAGACAUAAAAAUAUAUUAUGCAUAGGUCUUCUGCACCUUUAUAAUAUUAAAUACUAUUACUCCUGAUCGAUUUAAAGGUGCUAUUUUUGCUACCAUGUCACAGAGACAUCGAGAUAACUACAUAAUAUCAAUUUUUCAUUCGUGGUUAAUAAAAAAAGAUAACUUGAAUUUAUAUUAUAAACCAAUGGAACAAAGUAAAUUCGAAUAAUAAUAUAUUAAUUAUAAAAUGCCUUAUAAAAAAAUAAAAACUGAUAAAAAAUUGAUAUUUCAAUCCUUUCCCCCUCAAGAAAAUCCUAUAUACGCCUCUGCGGUCACUCUUUAUUAAGAAAAAUAUUAAUAAUUACUAUAAUAUGUAUUUAAUUAUCGUUUCAUGAUUUUUUUUUUUUUUAAGGGAGCCGUAAACAAAGGUUUUCAUGGAAUCAUCGGACACGACGACAGUCUACGCGCCGCUAAAAUAAUACAUUUGAACAUGAAUCCUGGCGACACGGUAUUUUUCCAUCCAUUACUCAUACACGGAUCGGGACCGAACACGACAAAAGUAUGUUACCUAUAAUCAAAUCAAUGAGGAUCGAUUACCCCAUUUUAUUUGCCCAAAUUGAGUACUAAAUACUCAAAUUUACACACACGCUUUUAUGUACAUUUCUUCUUAUUUUUUUUUUUUUUUUUAUUAGAUCUCGAAUUGAAAAGAUUCGCUUGCAAUAAUUUAUUAUCCAAUUCUUUAGUCGAUUUUCAAUCUGAAAAUCAUGUGUUCGUAAUUUUAAGUAGGUAAUAUACUAAGUAGGUAAGCUGGGUAGAUAUUUCAUAACACGGUUUUACAAAUUAUUUUCUUCUUCUAUAGUUUUAUUCAGAUUUUUCGCCGUAAUCACUACGCCUUUCCGUAAUUCUCAUCUGUCAUUGUAGCAUAUACUUCACAGUUAAUUACUCCUAUCUACAUUUAUUGUUGAUAACUUAUUGAAUGUCUAAAAGCUCUAAUUAAAAAACAAAAAACUUAUUGAAUAAUUAUAUUAUGCAUAUAUUUAACUGUUUGUUUUAUAUUCAUCAACCACGUACUGUAUAAAUAAGGAAACGAGAAAAGCAAUUUCUUGUCAUUUUGCGUCUUGUGAAUGUCAAUACAUCGACGUCACAGACACGACCCAGCAGAAUAUCGCCGAUGAAGUCAAGGAAAUAGCCCGUAGACGGGGGUUUGACGAUAUGGAUUUCAGAGUAAAUAUAAUAAGAAUAUAACAACAAAUUAACAAGUCAUAAGCAGUGGCGGCUCAUAGAGCCAUAAGUGCUGAGGUUAAUAUUUUGAAAAUUACAAGAGGAUAAAUGUUAAUAUAAACGAAGAAAAUAAUAUAUUUGCUACUAUUAUGUAGUACCACGUUCUAAUAUAGUAAAGCCGUACGAUUUUGUUACACUAUUAUUUGUUGAGUUUAGACUUUAGUUAUCGGUAGGUACGUAUACAGAUAAAUAUAUUUUCGAAAUUCGUUUUAAAAUAUUGAAAUACCUAUGGUAUUUUCAAAAUGAAAUUAAGAAAAUUUCACCUUGAUGAGGCUGUACCUUACUCGCCAUAACUGGUAAGCCGCCACUGCCUAUAAAUAUUAUAACAGUAUUAUAUAAAUUCGAAAAACAUAAAAAAAAAAAAACAAAUAUUACAUCACAACUUGAUUGAAAUAAUAAUAAAAUUGUACAACAAUUAUUAUUACAAGACUUUUUGAAUGUUUCCAGGACUUUUGGAAAUUCAGAAGCCGACUGGUACGUGGUUUGAAAAUGCAUUUGUAACGCGAAUCCGAAUAAAUACGGUAUUAUAAUUAAUUAUUAUGUACCGCGAAGUUGUCGUAAUAUAUUUUUGACGAUAAUAUUAUUUUUCUCUUAAUACCAUGUUAUAUAGUAAAAAACUGAAACUAUUUUAAACAGCUAAAUAGGUACCUAUGUAGACAUUUUUAGAUUUCAUUGUAUACCGGGUAAAUCUUUUAUUGCAAUCCAGCAAAUUUUCCGAAAUAUUAUGAGUACAUUUGAUUUCUGUAAUUUUGUUUUUCAAUAAUAACGUGUGGAAUUGUCUAAAUUCUAUUUUAAAAUAAUUUUGAAAUGUUUAUGUAUUGUAGUAAUACUGCAGAAAAGAAAGAAACUAAGGAUACGGAAAUAUAUAUAUAUACUUCGGGUAGUCACUAUGUAGUGACUCAAAAUGGGA
Molecule: messenger RNA, 12854 nt
Organism: Cinara cedri
Lineage: Eukaryota; Metazoa; Arthropoda; Insecta; Hemiptera; Aphididae
Source: the annotation of a GenBank genome assembly